Messenger RNA from Epithele typhae, 684 nucleotides. RefSeq lists its product as uncharacterized. Lineage: Eukaryota; Fungi; Basidiomycota; Agaricomycetes; Polyporales; Epitheliaceae. Bases 1 to 684 code for a protein of 227 amino acids. The record is from RefSeq and is a predicted model, not a curated record. The transcript is spliced from 4 exons.
AUGGUCGAGGAGUGGUUGCCCCUUCGGGAUGACUUUCUCGAUGAGCUCCUCCGCUUCUCCGGCUCAGAGUAUCUUGACGGACACAACCAUGUCAAGUGCCGCAUCUGCGAGGAACCAGCUACUUUCCGGUGCGCUGACUCGUGCAGCUCUCGACGCAUGUACUGCAAGUCUUGCGCACUAGCGCGGCAUGCGGAUUUGCCGCUCCACAUCCUCGAGAUGUGGGAUGGCAUAACGUUUGUCAAGGUCGACUUGCGCACCCUCGGAGCCGAGGUUCAGCUAGGUCACGACGGCGAUCCGUGCCCGAAUCCGUGCCAGAACACACGCCGUCUCGUCGUAGUCGAUAUCGAUGGUAUACACCAAGUUCAAGUACGCUUCUGUGAAUGUCUCGACCCCAAUGACACCUUUGCUCUCGAAUGGGUGCAAGUGUUUCGGCAAGGAUGGUUUCCGGCGACCACUCUCAAGCCCGCGACUGCAGCCACAUUCCGACUCCUCGACUUCUUCCAGACUGGCCCAUUGUGUCAGACUUUGGCGAAUCUCGUCGCCUCAAGCGCGCAGCCGCGCUCACGAUCCAGCAGGUAUAACGGCCACUCGCCCGGGGAACUCGCCGUUGAAUGUCCUGCUUGCCCUCACCCCGGCAAGAAUCUCCCUGACGACUGGGCAUCUGCGCCCGAUGACGUCAAGUAA